CGGACGCGGCCAAGCCCAGGGAAGGGGGCCGGGCUGGCAUUACCAUCUCCAUUACACCUGCGCCGCCCGAAGAAUACUCCCGGAGGGACAGCAGAGCGAGCUGACAUCUAGCCAUGGCCAAAGACUUAAAGAACCUGGUGGGCGCGGGAAGAGCCCGGGAGCUGCAGGAGAAGCUGGAGAGCUGGCAGCAGAACUACGAGGGGAAUUCUGCUGAUGAAAAUCUGAGCCGAUGCUGUGAAAUAUUAGAACUGAACAGUGCAAUUCAAAAGCAGCUCUUCUCAAUUCUCAAUGAAACAUCUCAAGGAGAUGAAUGUGCAGCAAAAUUAAAAAGCUGUCUCCUGCCAAGUGUAUGCUAUGCUUCAGGAAGUGACAACCUUACUCAGGAUUCAACUGAAGGAGAACUACAGCUGAGAGAUUUGGCCUGCAAACCAAAAUGUGAAUUUCAAGACCUGGAGGACAAACUAAGUGAAACCCGUGCGCAGAUCAACCAGAUGGAACGAGAUCUGAAGUGUUCCCGUGCUGAACCAUGCAGCUUAAAGAGAUUACAGCAACUGGAUGAGUACGAGCAGAAGAUUGAGAACUUGCGGGAUGAGAUUGCUAUGCUGGAUUGCAGAAAGUCUGUCAUCCAGAGCAGGCUUGCUUGUGGUAGGACCUGCUCUCCACCGUGCCGUGUGAGGGCCUGCUCGCCUCCACCGUGCCGUCCAAGGGCCUGCUCUCCUCUACCGUGCAGUCUGAGGCCCUGUAUCUCUCCUCCACCAUGCCCUGUGAGGGCCUGCUCUCCUCCACCUUGCCGUCCGAGGGCCUGCUCUCCUCUACCAUGCCGUCUCAGGGCCUGCUCUCCUCCAUGCCGUCCGAGGGCCUGCUCUCCUCUACCGUGCCGUCUGAGGGCCUGCUCUCCUCCAUGCCGUCCGAGGGCCUGCUCUCCUCUACCGUGCCGUCUGAGGGCCUGCUCUCCUCUACCGUGCCGUCCAAGAGCCUGCUCUCCUCUACCAUGCCGUCUGAGGGCCUGCUCUCCUCCAUGCCGUCCAAGAGCCUGCUCUCCUCUACCGUGCCGUCUGAGGGCCUGCUCUCCACCAUGCCGUCCGAGAGCCUGCUCUCCUCUACCGUGCCGUCUGAGGGCCUGCUCUCCACCAUGCCGUCCGAGAGCCUGCUCUCCUCUACCGUGCCGUCUGAGGGCCUGCUCUCCACCAUGUCGUCUGAGGGCCUGCUCUCCACCAUGCGCUUUGAGGGCCUGCUCUCCUCCACUGUGCGGUGUCCGGCCCUGUGUGAGGCCCUGUGUCCGGCCCUGUGUCAGGCCCUGUGUCAGGCCCUGUGUCUCUCCUCCACCAUGCCGUGUGAGGCCCUGUGUCAGGCCCUGUGUUAAGCCCUGUGUCCGUCCUUCCAAGUGCCGCGCCCUUUGCGUGAGGCCCUGUUCACCUCCCCGGAUCAGGCGGGGCAGCGCUUCACACCGCGCCUGCCUCAUAGCUCGCUAUAACUUCAUUUAUGCUAAAGAACGCUUGGAGGCAGAGGCCGCUUUGAGGCGAUACUUCUGUGACUUGGAGACGGUGCAGAGGAUAAUAUAUGUUGCAGCUGUGGAAUCUUUCCGUGCGGCAAAGAUGGCCUUCUGGAAGGUCAAAAUAAAUGUGAAAGACACUUUGACUGUAUGUUACAGAGGGGCACCUACAGCUUUUGAAGUUGCUGUCCUGGAUUAUAUAGCUUGCCACAAGGAUCUGUAUGACGUUUGUUGCAGUGUCCAUGAGGUAGUUUGCUCCUUGAACAAGAACCCAAAGCUUCCAUGUCCAGGAGAAGUUGAUUUCGUUGUCAUCAGCAAUUUGAUUCGAGAGUUGUGCUGUUUGGCUUUUUCAAUGCAGACACUCAUUCCUCCUCUUGAUAUUUCCUUUGGUGUUGAUGGAGAAUGCUUCAACAGGAACAUGUACUAUCGUAGCUUUGACUCAGAUUUCACAGCUCCCUUUGUGGCCUAUCACGUCUGGCCUGCUCUGAUAGAAGAUGGUACUGUAAUUGUGAAGGGAGAGGUAGUCACUAAAAAAAUGGUUAUGUGUCCUCGCAGAUGCAGAAUUAGGAGCAGAAGCUGCAGCUGUGGCCGUCCUCUGCUGUGUGGUCCAGUGGCUCGAAGCCGCAGUCUUUCAACAGUGAGGGUCAAAAGACGCUGCUAACUCAACAUCUUCCUGCAGUGCAAUACAACUGGAUUCAUCGACUUUGCUGGUGCCAUUUCUCCUCAGAAAUGCCUCAAAUCUCUCAAUGAAUGGCAAUUGUC
Molecule: messenger RNA, 2254 nt
Organism: Passer montanus (Eurasian tree sparrow)
Lineage: Eukaryota; Metazoa; Chordata; Aves; Passeriformes; Passeridae
Gene: SPATA18
Product: spermatogenesis associated 18
Exons: 12
Coding region: 114-2153 (679 amino acids)
Biological process (GO): mitochondrial protein catabolic process; mitophagy by internal vacuole formation
Cellular component (GO): mitochondrial outer membrane
Source: RefSeq, a predicted model, not a curated record